Liolophura sinensis is the source of this 2055-nucleotide messenger RNA. Its product is annotated as adenylate cyclase type 8-like. Gene Ontology annotation, biological process: cGMP biosynthetic process; receptor guanylyl cyclase signaling pathway; intracellular signal transduction. The record is from RefSeq and is a predicted model, not a curated record. NCBI's taxonomy places the organism in Eukaryota, Metazoa, Mollusca, Polyplacophora, Chitonida, Chitonidae. Gene Ontology annotation, cellular component: plasma membrane. The transcript is spliced from 8 exons. The coding region runs from base 1 to 2055 and encodes 684 amino acids. Gene Ontology annotation, molecular function: adenylate cyclase activity; peptide receptor activity; guanylate cyclase activity.
AUGUCGUGGCUGACGAUGCGCCGCGCUAAAGUUGGGGAGGAACCCAGAGUAUCCACAGAAAGGCCGCCUUCUAACAGCUUAUCAGUGGCAAGCCUCUCAGCGUCACAACUUGACCUUGCCCUCAUGGAGAUGUUGAACAUUCGACAAGGAGAGAAGAUGUGGGACACGUUCUGUAAAGGUAACCCAAUCACAUCCGCCGGGAAGCGGAAGCAGUUAUGCAGGAUCAUCUCCGUGGUGGCGGUACCUCUGAUGAUCCUGAUCGGUAUGACAGCAAACACAUUCGGGGUCACACUUCAGGGCUACCUGAACGCCUCUGGCAUUCGUAAAGUGCUUCGGUUUAGUACAGAGCUAGGUGUGCUUAUUCACAACUUGCAGAAGGAAAGAGACUCGAGCGCGCUCUAUCUGAGUUCGUACCGCGCAGAGACGAAGGAGGCCUUGUUGUCUAGUUACAUCGACACGGACAAUGUUCUCGAGGAGCUGAGCUAUUGGCCGUCCAUAGAGGAUAAGGACGCGCCAGAGUACCAUUCUCAGGAAAAGUACCAAAUUCAUCUCAACAGACAUCGCUACCAGCUCGACUCCCUCAACCAGUCUGUCACUUCUGAACUACUCUUCUACACCAAAGGUAUUGACGUCAUAUUAGACUGGUUGUACGCCUCCAUCACUGAAGCUCGUUCGGGAACCGUCUGGCGAAGUUUGGUGGCGUUUCUAGAAAUUACGGACGCUAAGAAAUCCUUUGGAAUAGAAAGGGCCUUAGGGGCCAUCUACUACACCAAAGGGAAAUUCCAGACGAUAGAGGACUACUUAUGGUUCUCGGAGAGUCAAGAUAUCGCCAACGCCUCCUUUUGGUCUGCCAGGCGUUUCUCGGACGUCGCGGCGUCGAUCUACGACGACCUGGUGGCGCAAAACGACACCAUUGUCGGCAUACUGGAGGACAUGCGCAGAGAUAUUCGCGUUAACGAGCAGUUUAAUCGGGUCGGGUCACUUGAGAAGGCGGAGUAUUGGAUGAUGGCCGUGACCAGCUACCUACAGACUCUCUUGGACACACAGGACGCUGUCGUAUCUUCCAUUUUCGUGGAACUGGAUGAGCGCGAUCAAGAAGAUUUGUUCAAGAUGAUCGCCAUUGCUAUUGUUUUCUCUGGGGUACUGUUGAUGUGUCCGGUGAUCAUGCACGGGGUGUACUCUCUUACAACGGAGAUGCAGAGCUACUCUAUCAUACUAGCAGACAGGACGAAGGCUUUGAAGACGGAGAAAAAACGGACAGACUUGCUUCUGUAUCAGAUGUUACCAAAAAGUGUGGCUGAGAAACUCAAGCGAAACGAGGAAGUGAACGCUGAAACUUUCUCUGACGUAACCAUUUUCUUUUCGGACAUCGUGGAGUUCACAAAGCUUUCGUCGCAGUGCUCCCCAGUUCAGGUGGUCAACAUGCUGAACAGCCUCUACUCGCUGUUUGAUGAUCGGAUUGAGCAGUAUGAUGUCUACAAGGUGGAGACUAUCGGAGACGCCUAUAUGGUAGCAUCCGGUUUGCCACAGAAAAAUGGUAAAAGUCACGCCGCGGAGAUCAGCAUGAUGGCUCUCGAUUUAGUCAACAAUUUAUCUGAGUUGGAGAUUCCCCACUUACCGGGGACACGUUUCCGGUUACGUAUUGGUGUACACACAGGUCCAGUAAUAGCCGGAGUGGUAGGGUUUAAAAUGCCCCGCUAUUGCUUGUUUGGCGAUACCGUCACCAUUGCUUCUCGCAUGGAAUCCUUAGGCACACCGGACUUCAUUCAUGUGAGCGAAUCGACACAAGAAACUCUGCAAGAGUUGGGAGGAUUUGUUCUAAAACCCCGUCAGGAUGAUGCCGUCAAGAGGGACUUGCCACUCUCUGUGGCACUGAAGGGCCAAAUCAGGACCUACUGGCUGUUAGGCUUGGAAGGGGACCCGCGCCCAAUGGAGGAGCCAACGGAGGCCGCCAUUCGGGAGAGCUCUGCGACCGUCACCAGCGGUGGAGUUCGUUUCGGACAUUUCGGCAUUGCAUCCUUGGCUCUCAGCGUUUCACCAGUCAGCCGUGCAUAA